This is a messenger RNA of Ilyonectria robusta, 2125 nucleotides long. Its product is annotated as RTC4-like domain-containing protein. The coding region runs from base 326 to 1972 and encodes 548 amino acids. The transcript is spliced from 2 exons. The record is from RefSeq and is a predicted model, not a curated record. NCBI's taxonomy places the organism in Eukaryota, Fungi, Ascomycota, Sordariomycetes, Hypocreales, Nectriaceae.
GUCGACGCGUCGGGAAACCCUCGGUGCAUCUGCUGCGCAUAUUCACCCGCAGCCAACGGAUCGAAGGCCAGUUGACGCGGGGAGACGCUCUUUAACACCUGGAUGGCCUGCCGCACUUGCAUUACCGGAUUUCAACCUUGCUCUGACAAACGUUUCUUGCUUGAUUCGAAGCAGCCGGGAGGCUUGACCGCAUUCCCAACCCACCAUCAUUGAGCCGAGGGCGAGGCGACCAAUCUGCAUACGUACCCAUACAUGCAAGAGGCCGACGUUUUUUUUUCUGGGAGCCGCUAACGACAAGGCUGAGAGAGACAAGGCUGGGGGAGACAUGGCGUCUGGAAGAUCGGGCUUGAGCCUCAAGCAGCGGCCUGCACCCCUCCUCAGUGUGGUGGGUGGCAAGCCAGUGACCGGCCGCGAGUCAAAAGCCAAACUCAUACAGCCAGUCGAAUUCGAUGCUGCCCCAUUGUCCAGCGACGAUGAGGAUGAGGCGUCUAGACCUGCUGGAAUAGUUGGGCCCAGUCGCUCAGCCCGGUCACCAACGGGAUCAUCUGAUUCUGAGCCUGAGAAUAGCUCCAGAGGAACCAUCAAGCGCACCAACUUUGGAACCGCGGACGCCAGCAAACCUCAGAAAAGGGGAACGAGGAAUGCGAGUUACUCUCAAUCGAAUGGCCUGGGGACAGGGGGCUCGGGGGAUGGAUCGUCCUCAAAGUCGAAACGACGCAGGCUAGACGACGAUGAUGGCCAAGGGCCAGCUUCAAAGAAGUCAAGCCAGCCCAAGUCAAUAUCCAGUUCCGCCGAUCAUCUCACAGAUGAGCGAGGCUUCACCAAGAAACAAGCUGUCAAGUCGACUUAUGGAAAGAAGUAUGGCAGCUCUCAAGACUCACAGUCGAAACUCAAAGUCAAGUCUGAAAAUGCUCGCCCAAGAGCCAAGAUUAAAGAGCCAGACUCUCUAGACAGCCCGAAGAAGCCAGCCAGGGCCAAGCUACGUGCCCCAUCGGAUUCUAUCUUGUCGUCACCAUCCAAAGCCGCACCCGCCCGGUUCAUCAAGCAGUCGCAGGACUCGAAUGAAGGUUCAGAAGACCCGCUUGAUUCCCCCAUUCGCAAAACUGCCAUACGGAAAAAGGUUGUGCAGGCCUCCAAGCAGAAGAAGUCCGGUACUGUUUGGAACCCACUGAGGCCGCCCGUGCAAAAGCCUCCAAAGUUCUUGAUACCUGCGGAAAUACCAGACUGCAGCCAAGAGAGCAGAGAGGGCGACGAUGGGAACCCAAAGAACCCCCGAUCGCCACUGUCGGGUACUUCAGACCUUUCGGACCUUUCGGAUCUUUCAGACCUGGAAGGACUUGGCAAUUCUCAGUCGGUAACUGAAGCCUCAUACGCAGGCGAAGGAGAUCGCAAGGUGACAGAAGCGGAGUGCCCUUGGUGCGGCGACGUUGUCCCAGAUGCCCUGCUAAAGGAAUUCUCCAAGGGGAAACGGCUGAACGUGAGGAUGCAGACUAAGUUCUGCCAGACACACAAGAAGCAGACGGCCAUGGACACAUGGCGUGAAAAGCAAUAUCCAGCCGAGAUCUCGUGGCCUGAUCUCCAAAGCCGAUUUGAGGAUCAUCGUGAUUUCCUCUUGGAAGUGGUCAGUGGCGAGCCGUCACACUUCCGCUCUAUCCUCGCCAAGAAGAUCGAGACGGGCAAGGCCCGGAGCCUCAAGAAGGAGGACAACCUGAACCCUGGGUACUACGGUCCUCGGGGCUUCAACCUCAUGUGCGACUACCUUGUCGGCGAGUUUGGUGACUUACUCAAGGAAAAGGCCGUGAGCGACCGUGUUAUUGCUGGCCGUGGGUCAGCCUCCUUUAUCGAAUCUGUCCUGGUGGCCGAGUUAGCUGUGCGCUUGAUCCAGGAGGACAUGGAUGUGUCGACUGAGGAGGCGAGAGACAUCAUGGAGGAGAGUAAGGCACUUGGUGAGAUGAUACACGAGGAAGUCUGACGGCUGUACUGGCGGAGCGGGGUCGUCAUUGGAUGACCACAGGGUGUGGCAUGAAGAUGUAUUUGCUUGGUUCCAUAGCGAAGAACCCAUGAGAGAGACAAGGACAGUCUUAGAUGUAGCACGAGCUGCCUAUGAUAGGAUCAAUUCUGAACC